UGUAAUAAAACUAAAGUACCGAUUUUAAUGUUUUAUUUUGAAACGUUUCAUCAUCUUGCGCGUUGUUGCCUGAGUAGGGACUAUGUAAAAAGUUCAGAUCUAGUAUUAGCCGAAAAUGACGAAAACAUUGUUAUUGUCAUUGUCUUUUAACCUGUGUUAUUUAUGGAGAGAAAGGGCCUUUCCACUCAAGACAGAGGACCAAGAGGAGGGAUAUUCAGCCUGACAGAUACGGAGGAGGACGUCCAGUUUGAUACCUCAGACUCGGACAAUAACUGUGAAGUGUUGCUGGCGGGGAGACAGUAUCCAUCGAUCCAGGAAUUUGCCUCUGUCAUUCCCAACCAACUGCUGCUGGGAUCUCUACUGGAACACUUGUGCUUUGUUUACGAGCAUGAUCCUACACGCUCGCGCAUGCUGUUUAAGGUUUUUCACAUUUUCUAA
This is a messenger RNA of Sinocyclocheilus grahami, 438 nucleotides long. RefSeq names its product eukaryotic translation initiation factor 2-alpha kinase 1-like. NCBI's taxonomy places the organism in Eukaryota, Metazoa, Chordata, Actinopteri, Cypriniformes, Cyprinidae. The transcript is spliced from 4 exons. The record is from RefSeq and is a predicted model, not a curated record. The coding region runs from base 163 to 438 and encodes 91 amino acids.